AUGGCAGUGGCAGGGCUUCCUUAUGAUGCCAAUGAUGUGCUUGCUGCACCGGUGGCGCCAGGAGGUUCUGCCAACGCUGGCAGGUCGGUCAAGAGAACAUCUGUACGCCGUGGGCGGAACGAGAAGAGACUAUCGAAUCCCAGAUCCACGGUUGCCAGGGCGGAGCCCGUGCCGCGCCGCAGGGGCGGUGACCAGAGGAAACAUGUCCAUGUGCCCGAAAAGAUUGUCAAGGCCUUUGCGUUUCUUGCAAACUUCGUCGCGAAAACAAUGCAGUUCGUUGCAUCGCCUUUUCGUUGGAAGGAGCUCAGCGUGUUCUCCGAGUUCUCCGGAUAUGGCACGGCAGAGAUUGCAGCUGAAGGUCCGCAAAGCUGCCUGUUUGGAGACAUCUUGAACUUGCUGCCAGCGAACGUCUGCCAGCAGCUAGGGCUGGGGCCAAAUCAACACUUGAGUCCGGACACAAGGCCGGUGUACGACUUUGAGAUCUUGGCAUCAACUAUCACGGCAGACAAUGUGGUGCUGCAUGAAUACGAUUAUUGCUUAGCACAUGGCAAGAACUGCCGCCGUCUUCCAGGGAAUUGCACUGGGUCGCAAGAGGAGUUGUCCAUUUGUGUGGCAGGGAUGAAGAUGAUCAAGCAGGGUGCGCCCCGGCUAUUCCUGCACGAGAACGUGCCGAAUUUUCCUGUUGCACUGGUGCAGAGCCUUCUAGGCACCGACUAUGUCCUACGUUGCAUGCUGCUGGAUCCGAAGACCUUUGGUUUUCCAAUGAAUCGGCUGUGUGGGAAUGUCGACGAAUUCGUCGACAACCUGGUCCCCGCAGACGAAGAUAACAUUCACUUGACGGCUGACGACUUUUUGCUGUCACCGCCUCUGCCACAAGAAGAAAUUCUAGGAUCAACCACCGAGGUACAAGCUAAGGCCGCGAGCUACUAUGUUGAUGAACUGGGUGCACGGAUUUGUGACUUACGACAGGAUCCGAGAUACCGACCGCGAUGGGGAACCGAUGACUUUCCAGUGUUGACAACUGGUUGUGACAAGCUCCUGAACAUUUCGGCCGAGCAAUUUUACAGCCCGGAGCUCAGCAUACGCUUGCUUGUGAUUGCAUGCUGGAAAGUUUUCGGUGAGGUGGCUUGGAUCUGGCUGCCAGCCACGGAAUGCCAACGCAUCAAGUCCUGGCAGAUGCUUUGGGCUCUCGCUGUCUUGCGGUUGACGCAGUGUCAAACACAGCUCUGUGCCAAUGAAGUAGAGGGCUUCCGUAGCAUGGGCGGUGGCAAGCGUGCCGCGAAAGCGGCGGUAGAUCCUAACGUGGAUGAUCUCGCGUCCGAUGUUGAAUCGAGCAGUUGCAGUGGAAGCAUUCUCGUGGACGGAUCCCGGGGCGCAGACGUCGCGCCGCAGGUGGCCAUGCAACUGCUUCAGAUUCAGACGGUGCAGCCGCUGCGCCGGAGCAGAUUGUCAAGCAAGAGGCGGAAUCGGCAGGUCCCGACGGUCCCGGCGGGGGCCCAGCGGAAUCGCGCCCAUCUGGCAAAGCCGGUGGCCAUUAUUGCAGAUUUCAAGAAGCGGAAGCAGAUGCAUGUGUGGAACAACAUGACCAAGUCCGAACGGGAUAAUGAGAUCAGAAACAACAAAAAAAAUGCCCGUGGACGUGGGAAGAAGUUCGAAGUCACCUUGUCAGAGAAGGUUUCGGUGUCAGACAGCAUGGAGUGCCGGCGCAGCAAAGAGUAUCUCAACGUUAGGCAGUUCCACAAGGAGUGCAAGAAACGAUGGGGACUUCGAACGGACGAGAUCAAGCAGCGAUGGCGCAGUCUGCUUGGAGACCCUGCCGUCCCCAAGGCCAAGGACGAGGAGGGUUGGUUAACGAUGCCAGCGCUCGCUGUCUUCCAGAGCGUCGGGAGCCGGAAGAUAAGCCACACUGGGUCGCUGACGACGGAGAGCGGUUUGGAGGGUCUGAAUGACUUCAUGGAGGCACCAGUUCUGCAGGUUGAGUCGGCAGUGCAAGUCUCUGGGCGCAAAGCUGGCAGAGGACGCGGCGGUGGUGCUGCGCGAGGGCGGGGUGCGAAGGUUGCUGGUGGCAAAGGUGAGGCUCCCGACGAGGAGGACAGUCGACCAAGAGUGCGCCAUCGCGAUGCCGAGAGAGACUUGGCCAAGAUCCAUGCACUUCGGAAUCGACGGACGGUGGCAAACGAUAUGCGCCAUUUGCUGAAGGAGUUCGGGAUCGCGCUGCAGAGAUCCUCUGAUUUCCGAUCGGAGCUCGGAGAGCCCGAUUACUCGGGCUUGGCGCUCAAGCAGCUGCUGAAGCUGCAGAAGAUCAUGCCUGCGGAAGUGACGAGCCAGCUGGAAACGGAUGCCAGCGAGGAGGGUGGCAGUCUGCAGAUUGCCCUGGAUUACCUUGACGAGUAUGCGGGCAGCAGUGCUGCGAUCAAAGAGCGCAGCCCAAACAGUGAGCAGGCCUUCGUGCAGGCGAGCGCCAGCGUGGCAUUUAACAGUGGCGAGGAGCUUGAGCCGAAGUACAUCAAGCAGUACAGCAAGGUUGUGCGCAGCCUGGUGAAUGCCUCUCAAGUGGCCCUGAAUGGAUUCAGCGAUGCUGUCGAGGACGAAUUGCGCAGCUUCGAAGAGGAAGUGGAAACAGGCAAAGCCGACAAUGACGACAAAGAUGCAGACAAGGCGGACAGAGCCGGCGAUGGUCCCGAUGUGGAGGGGCCGUGGGCUUGGCCAAUCAUGGAUUGGCUGGGCCAACGGGCUGAUGCUCCGCAAGAGGUCUUGGAAUUGAAUAACCUCCGUGUCGUGCCACGCGUUGCGGAUGCAUCAUGGGUGGAGGAAUGGCAUGGGGCCUACUUGUACGACGGCAUCCGCGGCCAGGACGUUCCUGGCGAAACGAUGUCCCAGUUCGAGGACUUCUACAAGUCCCCCAGCGUAGUGCCACCCCCGUGCCGCAACAGAGUGUCGAACCAGACCGUGUCCUUUGCCUCCUGCUUCCGCAGUCAAGAUUGGACAUCGACAGAUGAAGCCCUUCUUAGGUCCAGCUACUGGGCCUGCCAGCACUGUUCAGCAGACGGGACGUUAAAGGAUGCUUUCGCCAACACCGAUGGCAACAGCCAGAUGGUUGAGAAAGCAGCCGGAAGACUUUGCUGUGCGCGCUACCAAGGUGCCAGAGCGGAGUUUUCACAAGUGGGAGUCUUUGCUGCAUGA
Messenger RNA from Symbiodinium sp. CCMP2592, 3183 nucleotides. The record is from the annotation of a GenBank genome assembly. NCBI's taxonomy places the organism in Eukaryota, Dinophyceae, Suessiales, Symbiodiniaceae.